CGAUCAAUGGUCUUUCUUAAGAUGGGUAGCUGAAUUUUGAUUUAAUGUACUUGGAAUUUUGGAACAGUAAAAAUGCUACCUUUUGGAAUCCCACCGCCAUUGUAUUUGUUAGAAUCAUGUAAAACCAUCAAACAAGCAUUUCAAGUUUAUGCUCAAAUAAUCCUCAAUGGCUUCCAACACCAUGUCUUCCCCAUCAGCCGAUUCAUCUCUUUCUUUGCCUUACUGGGUUCCGAAGAUGGUACUAAGUACUCUCAGAUUCUCUUCUUACAAAUUCAACACCCAAAUCAGUUCGUGUAUAACACCAUGAUAAGGGGAUUUUCCCAUAGUAAAUUCCCUGAAAAAGCACUUGGCUUCUACUCCUCCAUGCUUCACCAAGUAAACAUAUCUCCUAACAACUUCACUUACCCAUUUUUACUCAACUCGUGUGCAAGACUAUCGACCCAUAAACCAGGAGUUCAAGUUCAUGGGCAUGUCAUAAAAUUUGGGUUUGAAUUGGAUCCUUUUGUCGGGAAUGCUUUGAUGCAUUUUUAUUUGGUUUUCAGACGUUUAAAUGAUGCCCAGAUUAUGUUUGAAGAAAGUCCUGUUACAGACCUUGUUUCUUAUAAUACUAUGAUAAAUGGGUACGGCUUGGCGGGCGAACCUGGGCGUGCUCUGAAUCUAUUUAGAAAAAUGCAAGAUUCGGGUGUUCUGCCUGAUGAGUUCACUUUUGUUGCCCUGUUGUCUGCUUUUUCAUCGUUGAAUGAUCAUAGGAUAGGAAAAGAGAUUCAUGGUUUUGUUUAUAGGAACCUUCGUUGUGUUGAAUCUAACGUGUUGCUUAAGACUGCUAUUCUUCAUUCUUAUGCGAAAUCUGGGUUGAUGGAUUUGGCUGAGAGGGUGUUCAGCUCAAUGCCAAGUAACAAAAGUACUGCAGCUUGGAGUUCCAUGGUAUCGGGGUACGCUCGACGAGGAGAAACCGAGGCUGCUAGGAGAAUGUUUGAUCAGAUGGACCAACCGCAACGGGAUCUAAUCGGUUGGACGGCUAUGAUUAGUGGAUAUUCGCAGUCGGGACAGUGCAGUGAAGCAUUGGAGCUUUUUAAGCAGAUGGAAGAUUUGGGAAUACGACCCGAUGAAUGUACUAUGGCUGCUGUUCUUUCAGCUUGUGCUAGACUUGGAGCUCUUAGUUUAGGCGAGAGGCUUCGUAGUAGGUACAUUGAGGGUGAGUUAUGCAGACAAAACAUUAUUGUUUCAACUGCGUUAAUCGAUAUGUAUUCGAAAUGCGGAAAGAUGGAUUCUGCUCUGCACAUGUUUCACAGCAUUCCAAAGGGUUUAUGGACUGUUUCACUUUUCAAUUCGAUGAUCUCCGGUCUAGCUCAGCACGGGCUUGGUGAGUCCGCUUUGGCUGUUUUUUGGGAUAUGGAAUCGAUAGGGCUGGAACCAGAUAGUGUUACCUUUGUGGCAGUUUUAUCUGCUUGCAGUCACAGUGGCCUAGUCAAAGAAGGCAAAGAGUUAUUUAGAUCGAUGUUGGAUGUGUAUGGUAUUAAACCACAAAAGGAACAUUAUGGUUGCAUGGUUGACCUCCUUGGCCGAGAUGGUUGCUUGGAUGAAGCUUAUGAUUUAAUUCAAAGUAUGCCAUUUGAGGCCAACUCGGUAAUCUGGAGAGCUUUAUUGAGUGCUUGUAAACUCCAUCGAAAUGUUAAGAUCGGUGAAGUUGCUUGCCAAAAACUUAUUGAACUAGAGCCUGAUCACGGAGCUCAUUAUGUUUUGUUGUCCAACAUGCUUGCCAAUACAAACAGAUGGGAACAAGCUGAGAGAAUAAGAAAGGUGAUGGAAGAUAGAGGCAUCCAAAAGCCUCCCGGGUGGAGCUAUAUCGAGUUUCGGGGAACUAUUCGUCGGUUUUUGGCUAGCGACAAGUCUCACUUGCAAGACAAAGGGAUUGAAUCCAUGCUCCAAGAUAUGGCAAUGCGUCUUAGAUCUGCAGGGUAUGUUCCCAAUACAGUGCAAGUAAUGUUUGAUAUAGAUGAAGAAGAGAAGGAAACUGUUGUGUCUUAUCACAGUGAGAAAUUGGCAUUGGCGUUCUGGUUAGUCAGCUCCGGCGCCGGAGAAACUAUAAGAAUAAUGAAGAAUCUUCGAGUCUGCGGAGAUUGUCACUCGGUGUUUAAGCUUCUAUCCGAAAUUUACAGUCGAGAGAUUAUAGUCAGGGAUGCCAUCAGGUUCCACCAUUUUAAGAAUGGAUCUUGCUCUUGUAAGGACUUUUGGUGAUCAUAAAUUGCGGAAAUCGAGGCAGCACUUUCCGGCAGAUGUUUGUAUGAAGAUAAUCACAAAUACAAUGAACUUAAUCAUAAUAAUUUCAUCUGUUUUGCAGCUGUUUUAGCAGAACGACAUAUUCAAUGUACAAAUACAAUGAACUUGAUCCUAAUCAAUCAACUUUUCCAUGCC
Hibiscus syriacus is the source of this 2415-nucleotide messenger RNA. Its product is annotated as pentatricopeptide repeat-containing protein At3g62890-like. The record is from RefSeq and is a predicted model, not a curated record. Gene Ontology annotation, biological process: RNA modification. The transcript has a single exon. Bases 73 to 2238 code for a protein of 721 amino acids. Gene Ontology annotation, molecular function: RNA binding; protein binding; zinc ion binding. Lineage: Eukaryota; Viridiplantae; Streptophyta; Magnoliopsida; Malvales; Malvaceae.